GACUGGCCACCCGAAAAGCUCUGACUCACCACAAUCGAUCGUCAGCAGUUUAUCGGAAUCGCGAUCUGAUCUGAAAUGUGGAAAAGCUGUGCAGAUAAAUUAAUUAGCAAUUAGCAAGUGCAAACAGAGUGUUGUCAGCCGACUAGUCGAAGCAGCUGAGCUGAUAGUUCCGCCUUUGGCCCCCGCUUUCGCCCGAUGCUAAACGGAACCAAAAUAAACAAGCGAGUGAAAGGUGGUGGAGAAAGAGCGCGGGAGAGUGAGCGCGAAGUGUUGUCGGAGGGGGAGGCGGCGGAGGAGCUCAGGAGCGGACAUCGAGGCAGAAACAAAAGCACAAAACGGCAGACAGAACCAGUCGAAACAAAACAACAAACCGGAGCGGACGCACUCGAAAAAAGCGAAACGAAUUUAUUUCUGUGCUUAGGGCGACACUGUCUGCGUGCCACUGACUGUGAGUGUGUGUGAGCGCAUGAACGCGUGUGUGAGUUGUGUAUAUUUAAACAAUAUUCAAAAAAUCAUACGCCAGACGAAUAAAAAACGCGACGAAAACGAAGGCGAAGAUCUCCUCUCGCAGCGGAGCAGACACAUAAAUAACAACAGAAUCCGACACAAAAACAACAACGCGACUGUGACGCGGCAAGGUGCUGGAGGUCACUCGGUCCAUUUCGCACCGCACUGAAGCACUAAAUCAGUAUAUCACUAUAGCAGUCUAGCAGUAUAGCAAUAUAGCACCACCCCCCGACCACCCCCUUCUAACCAGUUUCAGCUCCAACCGCCCGCAAAAAAGAGCACGCGCGAUCGGAAAACUCGAAAAAAUACAAGCAGCAAAAAGAAACAAAAGCAACUCACGCGCUUCAUCGUUUUAUUGCUCGCCGCCCUCUCGACUGAUAAACGUCAGUUGAUAAAUAUAUAUAUAUCGCAUCGCAUCUACACUAAAGCAAAUCCGCCAGCAAACAAACACCAAUUAUUCCAAUAAAGCCAGCGCCAAGUGCGAAUGCGCCCUCGAUUUGUAUGCCAUCAACAGCACUCGGUGGCCCAUUCCCACUUUGAGCCCCACGUCCAGCCCCACUCCCACUUCCAUCACCAGCACCAUCACCACCGCCAUCCCAAUCCGCCCCACCACCAUCACAUUUACGGCGCCACUGACGUCAGUUAUCGGCGUUAUCGCACCGCUAGCAUGGUGGUGGCCGAGGGAGUUAUGGGCUCCGGGUCGGGAUCGGGCACGGGCACGGGAUCGGGCUUGGGGAACUUCAACGAGACCCCGUUAUCCGCACUGGGCAUCGAGACCCGCAACCAGCUGUCCCGCAUGCUGAACCGCAAGAAGGUGCUGCGUUCCGAGGAGGGCUACCAGCGGGACUGGCGGGGCAUCUCGGAGCUGGCCAAGCAGAAGGGAUUCGUCGACGAGAACGCCAACAAUCCCAUGGAUCUGGUGCUGAUCAGCUGGAGCCAGCGGAGUCCCCAGACCGCCAAGGUGGGCCAUCUGGAACACUUCCUCGGCAUCAUCGAUCGGUGGGACGUCUGCGACGAUAUCCAGGAGAAUCUGGCCAAGGACACCCAACGCUUCAUCAUAAAACAGGAGCAGCGACAGACCGCUCUAGUGGAGGCGUGUCCGCCGCCCCCCAGCGACUGCCUCGAGACCAACAACAACUACAGCAGCAGCAGCAAAAACAUCACGGUGGGCCAAAGUGUGCAGAUCCUCAGCGACGAGGACCAGAGAUGUGUGCAGAUGGGCCAACCGCUGCCCAGAUACAACGCCUGUGUUCUGUACGCGGAGGCAGACAUCGAUCAUGCCACCGAGAUCAUGAAUAAUCUAGAGUCUGAGCGAUACAAUCUCAGGCUUUUCCUGCGCCACCGCGACAUGCUAAUGGGCGUUCCGUUCGAGCAUGUCCAACUGUCCCACUUCAUGGCUACCCGCUGCAAUCACCUGAUCGUCGUGCUCACAGAGGAGUUUCUUCGGAGUCCGGAGAACACGUACCUCGUGAACUUCACCCAGAAGAUACAAAUCGAGAAUCACACUCGCAAGAUCAUACCGAUUCUGUACAAGACGGACAUGCACAUACCCCAGACCCUGGGCAUUUACACGCACAUCAAGUACGCCGGGGACUCCAAGUUGUUUAACUUCUGGGACAAGUUGGCGCGUUCGCUACACGAUCUGGAUGCCUAUUCGAUCUACUCCACGCGCCAGGUGCAAACACCAUCGCCGGAGGAAACGUCUCCACGAGUGACCACUCCCAGCAUUCGCAUACAGAUCAACGACAAGGAUGUCACUGAUAUGCCAAACUACAACAGCUGCAAAGUGCCGGAGGCGGAGACCACGAUUGUUUCGGUUUCCGGUGAUACUGGGUCCCCCCUGCCGGAGCACAAACCGAAGAAAAAGGAUCGAUUCCUGCGCAAAAUCACACACAGCUUCGGAAAGACGGCGCGGAGCGAUGGGGCCAGCGCCAAGACCCUGCGCCAUGCGCACUCCGUCAGCACCAUAAACGUCACGGAACGCGAGAGGACCCUCAGUGCCAGCAGCUCCAAUAUCUCCACCACGUCGGAGAGCAAGAAGAGUUUCAUCAAGUGGCAGCCGAACAUUCUCAAGAAGGCCCUCUUCUCACGCUCCAGCAACAAGCUGCAGACGCCGGGUUGAUAUCAUAGUGUUAGGAUAGCCAUUCAUUCGAUUCCUCGAUUCCUUGAUUCCUUAUCGUGUGCCCAGUCUAGUUAUGGCCGCCGAGUCGCCAAUGUCGUCACCCUCCAUGCCUAGUGAUAAUCUUUAGCCUAAUCCUUAUCAAAGUCAACUAACUUAAUAUACUUAGACGCACCCGUUAACUUAUAUAAGACAACAACGAAUAAAGACAAUACCACAUA
Drosophila erecta is the source of this 2847-nucleotide messenger RNA. RefSeq lists its product as uncharacterized. The transcript is spliced from 5 exons. Bases 992 to 2629 code for a protein of 545 amino acids. Gene Ontology annotation, biological process: Toll signaling pathway; innate immune response; MyD88-dependent toll-like receptor signaling pathway. The record is from RefSeq and is a predicted model, not a curated record. Gene Ontology annotation, molecular function: TIR domain binding; Toll-like receptor binding. Gene Ontology annotation, cellular component: plasma membrane. NCBI's taxonomy places the organism in Eukaryota, Metazoa, Arthropoda, Insecta, Diptera, Drosophilidae.